Nematostella vectensis (starlet sea anemone) is the source of this 7616-nucleotide messenger RNA. Its product is annotated as rasGAP-activating-like protein 1. Gene Ontology annotation, biological process: intracellular signal transduction; regulation of GTPase activity. NCBI's taxonomy places the organism in Eukaryota, Metazoa, Cnidaria, Anthozoa, Actiniaria, Edwardsiidae. The record is from RefSeq and is a predicted model, not a curated record.
GGGCUCGGAGGGGCGCGCCGCGCCUCCCAAGCCUAAGAUGGGGUUGGGGGGUCGGAGGGGCCCGCCGCGGCCCCCAGGGGGGUUUCACUCAAACCACCCAGUCCCCCCCACGUAAUUACUCUUUUCUAAUCAAAAACCGACAAUUCAACGAGAAAAAUGCAAAUUACUCAUUCCACUUGAAGUCCAAAACACGGAAAAGCGAAAGAGGGUAAAAGAUAUCAUCAUAGGACGACUUAAAAGCUGGAUAAUGUUGCCCCCAACAGAUAUUUUUAAACCUUAAAAGGUUUAGCGCUGACAAAAAAUUGUAUUCGAGUAAAAAAAGGGUAAGAGAGAAGUCUAAAGACUUGAAAAACACCCAAGAUUAAUUGCAUGAUAAUGAUGGCGGACAUUGCACAGAUUUAUCUUCGGAUCCGAGAGGGGAAAAAUCUACCAGCCAAAGAUAUGUCGGGGAAAAGUGACCCGUACUGCGCUGUUAGGAUAGAUAACGAGCUAGUGGCCUGGACCUCGACUGUGUGGAAGACGUUAGAGCCAUUCUGGGGCGAGGAGUUCAACAUGUUUAUCCCUGGCAAGUUCAACACCCUCUCUAUCACAGUUUACGACGAAGACACGCUAGGAAAUAUAUGGACACACACUUGGGUGUGUGUAGACACGCUAGGGAAUGUGGACACGCUAGGAGGCGACGAUAGAAUCGGAAAAAUAACAUUGAACAGGGAAGUUCUGAGUCUGAGCACGCGAGGAAUUGAAAAGUGGUUUCUUCUCUCACCCGUCUACAACGGCACGGAUAUCCAGGGAGAACUUCGACUAGAGACCACUCUUUAUGAGAUGGUAUGUUCCAGCAACCAACAAAUACCGGACCUGACUGAGCGAUCGUAUAAAGACCCCGAUGGACCGUUUGUACGCCUCAUUCUCACCGAUAAAAAUAGUAAUGGGUCAGGGCGUAAAGUAUCUGCCUACGUCAGCAAUGAUCUACCGCAACAUUACAUUCCGCUCACUGAGGACAUGGAAGAGACCAUGGACGGCUGUCCACGCCAUUAUUCACAGACCCAGAAUGCCGUGGAAUUCGAAAGCAAGUCCCCCCUGACAGACCUGAAUCUCGUAGCAGAAGUGCUGGAUAGAGUAGACGCUAUACAGUCUAUGGGCGAGGAGAUAGUGGUACUUUUAAAGCAUGUGCUCCAGGAGUCGAAGGACGUCUGGUACAAGCUUUACCCCCUACCAAAACAACGACACCGUAAGAUGGGAGAGCUGGGAAGUAUCAGGCUGAAAAUCGCGAUGAUGGGGGAGCGAGUACUGCACUCCCAGUCCUAUGCACCACUCGUAGAGAUGAUAAUGCAGCCUUUGACUCUACCGGUUCACUCAGACCCCGAUAUACUGACCGUCAUGGACGAUCUCAACACGCUCGACCACGGGUCUGUCAUGCGACAACUUGUCAAGCUUUUCAUUGGUCAGGACCUGCUGUUGCCAUUUAUGGAUCUUGUGACAUACCGAGAGAUAAAAAAGACAAGUAAGAUUACUGUUGGAAUGCCAUACUUGCUGGAUAUCCUCAAGCCGACGAUCGAUAACAUUUUCGAUAAGCACAAACAAGUUGAGCUGGAUCCAGCGAGACCAGUGAGGACGAGACGAUUGAGCCUCCGUCAGGAUGGCGAGGACUUCAUCGCGCGCAGCGAAGGCAUCUUACGCGGCUACAUAGACACAAUCAUGAACGCUAUCCUCAACUCCGUAGAAGCAUCCGUGUACAUGCGAAUAGUGUUUCGAAACCUGGCCAAGAGAGUUCAUGAGCGCUUUGGUGAUGCACCAGGUUGCGAGGACCAAAAGUAUCUCGCAAUCAGUGGCUUUCUUUUCUUGCGGUUUUACGCGCCCGCGAUACUCGGACCCAAGCUCUUUAGCUAAAGAAGUGACCACGCGGAUAAGAUCGUGCAAAAGAUCGGUAACCUCGAACCGAUCAACAACUCGUCCUCCAAGGAGAGGUGGAUGGGACCGCUGGCCAGCUGUAUCACCGACUACGCCGAUCAAGUUCGCGACUUCCUGGAUCGAGUCAUGGACAUAGAAGACUCAGAUAUUCCCGACAUCAGCGCUCGACGCACCGUGUUCGAUAUCUCUGCUGUGAUCAAGGAAGGCUACUUAAAAAAAUGUCGUUUUGGAGCGCUCAGAAUGUUCAAAUUUAAGAAACGUUACUGCUGGUUAACCAUGGAUAAUUUCCUGUACAGCCAUGCUCCGGAUGCCGAGACUCGCCAGUUCCUUCCGACACAUAAGAUUGUUGGCGUGGAAAGAGUAGCAGAUGGAAGGUUCCAGAAGAGCAACACGUUCCAAGUUAUAAGUGAGGAAUACGAAGGCGCAUUGCAGACCCUGUAUCUUUCUUGUCAGGAUGUCAACGAUAUGAACCAGUGGAUGUCAGCCAUCAGAAAGACGAUCAUUUCCAAUCCACGUGUUCUUGCUCUGUACCAUUCAGGGAUAUACCAUGGCAAGAAAUGGUCCUGCUGCAAAGAAACCGAACGCGUCGGUAAGCUCAUAACUAUACACAGCUUACAGGCAGGCAGGCUGAAUGGCGUAUGUUGUGGCAGGGAGGCAGGCUGAAUGUCGUAUGUUGUGGCAGAAAGGCAGGCUGAAUGUCGUAUGUUGUGGCAGGGAGGCAGGCUGAAUGUCGCAUGUUGUGGCAGGGAGGCAGGCUGAAUGUCGUAUGUUGUGGCAGGGAGGCAUGCUGAAUGUCGUAUGUUGUGGCAGGGAGGCAGGCUGAAUGUCGUAUGUUGUGGCACAGAGGCAUGCUGAAUGUCGUAUGUUGUGGCAGGGAGGCAGGCUGAAUGGCGUAUGUUGUGGCAGAGAGGCAGGCUGAAUGUCGUAUGUUGUGGCAGUGAGGCAGGCUGAAUGGCGUAUGUUGUGGCAGAGAGGCAGGCUGAAUGGCGUAUGUUGUGGCAGAGAGGCAGGCUGAAUGGCGUAUGUUGUGGCAGGCAGGCUGAAUGUCGUAUGUUGUGGCAGGGAGGCAGGCUGAAUGUCGUAUGUUGUGCCAGAGAGGCAGGCUGAAUGGCGUAUGUUGUGGCAGAGAGGCAGGCUGAAUGGCGUAUGUUGUGCCAGAGAGGCAGGCUGAAUGGCGUAUGUUGUGGCAGGCAAGCUGAAUGUCGUAUGUUGUGUCAGAGAGACAGGCUGAAUGGCGUAUGUUGUGGCAGAGAGGCAGGCUGAAUGGCGUAUUUUGUGGCAGAGGCAGGCUGAAUGGAGUAUGUUGUGGCGGAGAGGCAGGCUGAAUGGCGUAUGUUGUGGCAGGGAGGCAGGCUAAAUGGCGUAUGUUGUGGCAGGCAGGCUGAAUGGCGUAUGUUGUGGCAGAGAGGCAGGCUGAAUGGCGUAUGUUGUGGCAGGCAAGCUGAAUGUCGUAUGUUGUGGCAGAGAGGCAUGCUGAAUGGCGUAUGUUGUGGCAGAGAGGCAGGCUGAAUGGCGUAUGUUGUGGCAGAGAGGCAUGCUGAAUGGCGUAUGUUGUGGCAGGCAAGCUGAAUGUCGUAUGUUGUGUCAGAGAGGCAGGCUGAAUGGUGUAUGUUGUGGCAGAGAGGCAGGCUGAGUGGCGUAUGUUGUGGCAGAGAGGCAUGCUGAAUGGCGUAUGUUGUGGCAGGCAAGCUGAAUGUCGUAUGUUGUGUCAGAGAGGCAGGCUGAAUGGUGUAUGUUGUGGCAGAGAAGGCAGGCUGAAUGGUGUAUGUUGUGGCAGAGAGGCAGGCUGAAUGGCGUAUGUUGUGGCAGAGAGGCAGGCUGAAUGGCGUAUGUUGUGGUAGGCAGGCUGAAUGGCGUAUGUUGUGGCAGAGAGGCAGGCUGAAUGGCGUAUGUUGUGGCAGAGAGGCAGGCUGAAUGGUGUAUGUUGUGGCAGAGGCAGGCUGAAUGGCGUAUGUUGUGGCAGAGAGGCAGGCUGAAUGGCGUAUGUUGUGGUAGGCAGAUUGAAUGGCGUAUGUUGUGGCAGGGAGGCAGGCUGAAUGGCGUAUGUUGUGCCAGAGAGGCAGGCUGAAUGGCGUAUGUUGUGGCAGGGAGGCAGGCUGAAUGGCGUAUGUUGUGGUAGGCAGGCUGAAUGGCGUAUGUUGUGGCAGGGAGGCAGGCUGAAUGGCGUAUGUUGUGGUAGGCAGGCUGAAUGGCGUAUGUUGUGGCAGAGGCAGGCUGAAUGGCGUAUGUUGUGGUAGGCAGGCUGAAUGGCGUAUGUUGUGGUAGGCAGAUUGAAUGGCGUAUGUUGUGGCAGGGAGGCAGAUUGAAUGGCGUAUGUUGUGCCAGAGAGGCAGGCUGAAUGGCGUAUGUUGUGGCAGGGAGGCAGGCUGAAUGGCGUAUGUUGUGGCAGGGAGGCAGGCUGAAUGGCGUAUGUUGUGGCAGAGGCAGGCUGAAUGGCGUAUGUUGUGGUAGGCAGGCUGAAUGGCGUAUGUUGUGGCAGACAGGCAGGCUGAAUGGCGUAUGUUGUGGCAGUAACAUCAAUGAAAAGCGGUCAUGAAAAAGAGAAGGAUUUCCAGCCUAGUAAAGCGGGAUAAAAAUCGAGUUGUGAGCAGUCUCAUAGUAAUUUUUAGUUCUAGAAUUUCUUGAUUUUUAGACGUUAAUGUUUGUUAUGUGGUCACAUAUUAAACGAUAUGAGAUUUUUUCAUCAACUUUCUUUGCAAUAAGUGGCCAUCUUUCUGACCAUAAAAAGUAGUCAACUAUAAGAGAUUGAUCCCUGAUGUGGCCAAAAUAGAGUAGUAACAAAUUGUAUUCUGGUUGGCUAGAUGGGGCAACAUAAUACCAAUAAUAAGUAUUAGGAUUAAGUGUUUAUUAAUAAUACUAAGGGCCAAAUAGAAUAAACCUUUAGCAUAAAAAUAGAAUGAAAAGCCCAAACUGUCGUGAUCUAAGCCUUCAAACGUCCUAUAAAUACAUACCCAACUCCAAAACGCUAUAAAUAUAAACAUAAACCAGUCCGGAUCUAACAUCUAAGUAACGCCAUCCUCUCCCAAUAACCCCCCCCCCCCCCCCCCCUAGCCCCGGGUCCUGUCCCUAAUGACCUUGGAAACGAGUAUGCACAGUUCGCAAUGUGACCCGGUAACUUAUAGGACGUGACCUUUUUCAUUAAACGGGCUCAUGACACGAAACUGAAAUUGAUAAUUGACUGUUUGGGAUUGGUGCUUUUUUUAGCGUGUCGCCUCGACGACCUUGGAUCGACUUGUUUACAACUGAGAUGUUUGCCCGCCAUGCGUUAACAAGUGGAAAAAUCAUACCCCGGAACAGAACUGCCGGUUGAAGUUAUUCAUAGCGCAUUUAAUUUGUUCUAUGGCAUCCUUCCUCUUAUCUUCAAACAAAAACACAUGGCAAGGAUACAUUUCUUAGUGUAUAGCUCUAGAGCGUAUUUAUUGUUUAAUCUUCUCUAUUACGACAGGCUCGCGGACACACUAUCUAUUAACGUACGCGGUAAACAAGUACGAAAAAUGAGGGAAACAAUAAGCCCUGAGCCAAAUAAACACUUAAAUUCUCCGAGACACAACAUAUGGCUCGCUAUUUAUAUCGAAGGGUGAUCAUCAUCAGUUUAUCAAGAGGGGAAACAAUCUCUUUUUCAUAAGAACGUCUAAUUUUCGGAAGCUGGGCCGACCUUAUUCUUGGAUCAUUUGAAGGUAAAAAUUAUGGUUAGUGUUUUCAGUGAUAAUAAAAAGAUAAUACCCAAUUAAAAGAGCGUUACAUAAAUUAUAAAUAGCAGUUACAUUUAUAACGUUAUUGCGAAUAGAAUUUGUCUGUAGCUUGGACGCAUAACACUUGUUGGAAUCUCAGGCCUGUACGUUCUUAUAAAAAGGUUCUUAUAAGAAAAGUGUGUAUGCAGAAAAACACUUUCAAGGUCAAACAAAACACGACUAACAAUGCAUAACAGUGCAUUUAGAUGAUGCGGAGGGAUAGCAAUAUCCACUGAACCGUACCGCCCUUUAGAGCUGAAUGAAAACAAGUUCAUGAGGCAGUUUCCUCACAAGCGAUCAUUACCUAUACCAUCAAACGUGAGUUUACGCUGUUAUACAACCACCUACUAGCGCAUAGGAAAAAACAAGACCCUUGCACACCUCGAGAUGGAUGGCAAAAUAUUAACUGACAAACAGGUGAAAAACAGCAGCCGGAGAUGAGCUGACGUGCGUGUUUACAUGACGCAGUCUUAUGAUGUGUCCCUUUUCCUAACAUGCUCACAUUGGCAGUUAUAGUGCUUAUUGUUUUUUCGGUUUUCUUGUUAGCCGUGCAUAAGAAUGGCCGUUGUUCGUUUGGCAUCCCUGGCCCUUGGCGUUUGCCCGUUAUUGGAUGCAUGUAUUUAAUUCGAUGGUUUUCACAGCCGCACAAGAAGCUGACGGAAUUCGCGAAAGUGUACGGAAAUGUGUACUAUGUUCGGCUUGGCUCUCAAAAUGUCGUAGUUAUAAACUCGGCUGCGGCCGUAAAAGAGGCGCUUUUUCAUAAAGGAAGCGACUUUUCAGGCCGCCCUUCGCUCUUUUCUUUUGGACUUUGGGACAAAACAAAAAUGUCAUUGAUAUUCCGGGACUUUUCACCGCAUUUCGUAAGCAACAAGUGCGCUGUGGAAAUGUCAAUGCGAGCACUUCUAAACGAUGUGGAAACGCUAAAUCUGAGAACAUCAAAUGCGUUGAAUUCAUUGCUGGGGAAGUUCGAGUCGUUUUCGCAGAACCGUACUUCCCUAGAUCCUCGUGGUCCCGCGUUGGAGUGUAUUUCCGAUUUCGUUAUGGGCCACGCGUUUGGCAAUACAAUCUCACGGUGCUUCUUUCACGAGGCGCGCGCAGUCUUAAAGGAAUCGCUGUCAUUCAUCGACAUCGCAUUUGUUGGCAGUUGUAUGGAUUAUGUUGGAUUUAUGCGCUCCAUCAACAAAAAUCAAAUCGACAAAACAGUAACUGACGUAACUAGACUUAGAGAAUUCGUCACCAAAGUGUACAACGUCCACAAGUCUUCCAUGCUACAAACAAGCGACUAUCGGACAAGUUUAGCGCUGCGCUUGCGGCAAUUGAAGGACACCAUUCCAGAAAAACAGUAUUCCUUCGCCGGGUUAACUACAGGUGACGGUUUGGAGCUUGAUGAGGAAAUGAUUGUUUCGUUAUUGACCGAUAUAACAUUUAGUGCUUACGAGAAAAUCUCCACCGCAUUGCUUUGGUGCAUAGCCCGUCUUGCCGAGAGUCUUCCUCUCCAGAUGGAGCUACAAGACAAUUUGGACCAGCUCGGCCAGGAAAAACUGUCACUUAACGACAAACCGAGAUACCCUCUUCUUGAUGCUUUCAUUUCGGAAACUUUACGUACUAGCUGUAUUAUGCCAUUCGGGCUACCGCGGAGAACGGUUAGGGAAACUACAAUCUGUGGAAUAAACAUUCCGAAAGACACCACUGUGCUAUUGAACCUAUGGUCUUGUGCCUAUGACCCAAAAGUCUACAAAAAUCCAGAGUUAUUCAACCCAAAACGCUUUCUCACUGAGGACGUCAAUGGAAAAACACAGAUUAGAUGUCCUUCAUUCCCCGCCUUCUCGGCCGGACACAGGCGAUGUUUAGGAGAUACGCUUUCAAGGAGUGUUCUGUUUUUUCUCGUUGGUGGAAUGUUGCAGAAUUAUUCGAUGGAACUUGAAGAUGAAAGUAUGAAAAGCAAUUUGGAAGGAAAAUACGCACUCACUCUACGAC